CCGGCUUGGGUUGUGCCGUGUUUGUCUUUGGGUUGUGAGUGUGUGCCAGACAGCGCUGGUGGAGGACUGUGAACAACAGGGCCAGAGAGUAAAAGCCUCAAAGGGUUGGAGAGACACUGACUGCGAUGAACCUGGAGCGAAGGAAAGCAAAGGAAGGGACGGAAACUGAACUAGUGAGAGAGAAAGCGGGAGCAAAAAAAGAGAGCGUGAAAGAGAGAGAUCGAGGGAGAGGUUACUCAAGUUAAUCCAGCAAGUGCGCAGCGCUCACAUGCUCAGUGAGGGAUAAUAAGAGAACGAUACUGCGCAGGAGCCGACAAGGAUCUCAUCUGCAUGGAGGAGAGAAGAGACGUCGGCCAUGUUUUUUCCCCCUCUUCUGCCAUAAAUCCGAUUCCAAACUUCUAGCAGUGCUGCUGAAGGAGAGAGUGAGGACAGAGAGAAGAGAAGGUGCAGAGAAGGGCGGUCAGAGGGGUAGCAUGAACAAGUGGAGCGAGCCAGCGACGAUGGUGCUAAAGCUGAGCAAUGGUGAGGGGAUAACGUUGGAAAAACAUUGGAGGGACCGAGUGAGACUGAAAGACCAACCCGGCCGACUGGAAGGAGAGGCAAAGCAGCCACGCCAUGGAGAAGGAGAGACGCCGGAAUCGUUUCUGUCCUCUUAGGCUUUGUUGCAAAUGAUGUUGCUGUUUGUCGACGUCUCUAGUACCACCAUGUCACUGUGGACGUUCUCUGUCAAGCGACAAGCGGCUCGAUCUCUGUUCCCACUUCCUUCUCGUAUCCAUGGUCUCCUCUCUUGCUAUAGCCGAAGUCACAUGAAUAAGACAACUGACUAGGUUGUUAUGUGUGUGUGAGUGUUGCAUUUCUGUAGCUCAACAUCUCUCCUUACUCUCCCCUCUAUGUUCCUCUCCUCUCUACUGUCUCUCUAGCUUCCUUUAUCCCUGUGGUUAGUAUCUUACCCAACGGUUGUCGACCGCUGCUUGUACUGUUCCCCAGCCUCUAGUCCUCUAGUCUUUAUCCCUCUCUCUCAAUCACAUUCAAUCCUCCAUUCUCUUCGUCUUUCACAUGUAUGAAUCAGGAAAUGAAAGGCAUUAGAAACGAUUGAGUGUAAAACGUAUUGGCACCUUUUUAAAGUCAUCUCAAGCCAUCGCUAUCCUCUGGUAUUUAGGAGACUCGCUGUGCACUGUCUCGCCUUCACAAGUCCUAGACUUAGACUGCUCCUCUUCCCCCGGUAUUACCUCGCAAUGAGCGACACAUCAGCCGGCGGUGAAGGUAACAGACCUGUAGAGAAAUAAAUAGUUAUUAUUAACAUAGUUGUGGUAAAAGGCAGAGAAACAAACAGAGAGAUGGUCAUCGGCUUUGUGGCGGCCAAUGGACUAUGACAGAAACAGACGUAAAGAUGGAAGUACAGCUUGUCUCGCAGGAGGGAGAAAGACUAGUCUGAAUUGAUCAGAUUCAAACCACCUACAGAGAUUCUAGUUGUUUUUCUUUCAUUUUUUCAAUUUUCCUGUUAAUGUUCAGAGAGGGCUGCUGAGAUUGGCGUUUGCCUGCGUCUAGCGUCUUCCGUCACCUCCGUGCUCAAAAACCGCUCCGCUCUCAGAUAUCCAAAUUAUUAGAAGUUACUGGAUGGACUAAAACAUAUAACAUCAUGUUUUAUGAAACACACUGUUAUGUAUUCAAAGUGUUAGUUUUCAAUAAGGGUUUGUGUAUGAGAGAGAGAGAGAGAGCAUUGCCUGGUAACAGCUCUGCUGCAAUGUGCUGCUGUUUCUAGGGCUGCCACUAGCCUCCAACACCCAGCUCUCUCUCUCUCUCUCUCUCUCUCUCUCUCCGCUAGCUGCACACUCCUCCAUUCCCUCUUACGUGCCCACUGUGCCUCAGAAAAUGGCCUCUCACUCUGCACACACAGAAGAGAGAGGGGGAGAAAGAGACUGACUGAGCGAGAGGUAGAGGAGCGGAGGGAGAGAGAGAGGGGAAGGUGGGGGCUGCAAGGAGAUCCAGACUGUGAGCGUAAGAGAAAGAAAAAGGAAGGAAGGAGCAGAGAGGGAUAAUGGGAGAGGAAAAGGCAGAGAACCGAAAGCCACGGCCGUAAGAAGAGACAGAGAGCGAGCGUGUUGUUGGUUGGGGGAGGUGUGUGUGUGUGUGUGUGUGUGCGUGCGUGUCAGCUCUUAUGAAUGUGUGCCGCACUGACUAUAAAAAAAAGCCUCCGCCAGAUUGCUAGUGGCUCCUAGCACCACUAUUCUAUGCUCCUCUUUACCUCUUCUCCCCUCUGUGUUUCUCCACUACGACUGUCAGGACGUCUAGACCCAUACUGUUUCGGACGCUCGUUCAGUGGAUGGCCCCAGAAGAGGAGGCCAGAUGGAAACUGGGUCACAUGACCGCCUCAAGGAAGGCGGUUUGCUGAGCCUGGAACCGACCAAUGGGGUGAGCCGGCAUCCCAGGGACACCCAUGAGGAGGGUGGAGCUGGCCUGGAGCCCCAGAGGGAGCCCCAGCGGUCAAGGAGUGUUUCCCCAGGACAGGGCUGUGUACCUGGGCACAGCAAAGCCACCCAACCCCAUCAGCAGCAGCACUGCAAUGGCUGGAGCAGUAGUGGUAGGACUCCUGGGAAGCCUGUCCAUGAGGCAGACAUGGAGGUUGCACGCAACCUGGUAGCCUUCUCAGCCAGCGUGAGUGUUGGCUCCCUGCCCCCCUCAGGUCACCUUGAGCCCCAGUCCCACGCCAUCCAGCUGUAUGAGAAGUUCAACCAGGAGAUGGGCACUGGCGAGGGGGCCGCGUCUCAAGACAGGCUCCAAGCCCCAGAAGGGGAAAACCAGGCUAGCCCCCCAGAGGACCUGAACACCCUGCAGAAUGCCCUGAGCCAGGCGCGCCACGGCCACAAGCCCCCCAACUGUGACUGUGAUGGGCCAGACUGCCCGGACUACCUGGAGUGGCUGGAGAAGAGGAUCAAACAGACAUGGGCAGGGGAGGAGCGGGACAACAACACGCCCUGCUCCAAGAUGACCACUGACACACCGCCUCAUCAACAGCCCCCACACUCACAGCAGCCCCCCCACCCCCAACCCCAUGUCAAUGGAGGUAACCCUCCCUCCGGUCCACCACUACACCCACAUCAACAGGGCCAACACCCAGCCCCUAUCCCCUGCUCCCCUCAGGUCCUCUUCAUCGCCAAGGAGAAGAACGUCAGUCUGCAGACGGCUAUUGCCAUCGAGGCCCUGACCCAGCUGUCUGCCACUGUCCCCCAGACCGUGGUCCCUCCUGCCCAGGCCUCCUCCACCAACCAACCUCAACACCCCCCUCUACACCUCCAGCACGGCACCCGCCUGAACCCCUCCUCCUCCAACCCCAUCUCCUCUUUGUCCUCCUCGCGUUCACAAUCCGUCCCUCCUGGACUAUACCCCCAGCCCCAACAGAGCCCUGUGUCGCGGGAGCAGCAGCACAGACCCCAGUCCCAUGGUCAUCCGGCCCACGCCUCCAAUCUCCCGUCCUCCACUUCACCCUUCCCCCGGCAGCCCCAGGCAGGCAGCCUCCUGCCUCACCACCAGCAGUGGCAGCAGCAGCAGGGCUCUGGGGGAUCCCAAGAGCAGAGGAACCAGUGGAUGAACUCAGAUUCCCAGCAGCCUCGCUUCGCCCCUCCGUCCGGUGGCCACAGCACUGGCGACCCCAUGUCUGAGCUCAAACAGCUACUUGGGGACUCCAACGGAAAGUACAUAAGCGGCCCCUUCAAGUUGCCUGUCCCACACCACCACAUCAAGCAGGAACCAGGGAUGCCUCGGGUCAAGCAGGAGGUUGACUCCGGGGAGUACCAGAGCUCUGCCUGCGCCUCCAUGGGGGGCUGCUACAGCUUGAUGAAUGGCCAGCAGCAGCCUAGGUACCCUGGUCCUCCUCUCUCCCCGGGCAGCGCAGCCAUCCGCCACUCCACCCAGACAGCUCUGCAGCAGCACCUUCACCACAAGAGGAACCUCUUCUCCAACUCUCCCGGCCUCCCAGGCCUCUGCCCUCUGCGUCCCGCCAAGGCCUGCCAGAACCUCCGCAAGUGGUGGCCCCAACAGAUGGGCCCAGAGGGCCACCCCGUCCCCGUGGCCAUCAAGCAGGAGACCAAGAGGAGGAAGAGCACAGCGGGGACAUCUCCGCUCCUCAAGCAGCACGCAGGGGGUGGGAUGCUGCUCCAGGCAGGCCCCAAACCCAAGACGAUAGUCAUCAAGAAGACCAAGCAGAAGGUCUCCCUGCCAACCUUCCUGCCUCACAGACAGAUCUCCAUACAGAAACCGUCUCCCCUCACCAUUACCGGAGCCCUGCCUCUGGCCAGCGCCCACCCAGGUUCUCUCCCUCUCCCUACCUUCCCCCUCCUCAGUAACCCCACUCAGGCUGCCGCAGGCCUCCCUGCCCCAGCCCAAUCUCAGGUAUCCAUUUUAAACUCUUCUAUUGCACCCUCUGUCGCUGCAUCUGCCUUUUCUGUAAACACUCCAGACGUCUCAACCCCUCAGCCUCUCCCUGUAGCCCUGGACAUCCCAGCAAGCUCAUCGGAGGCCAGCGCCACACAGACCUCCACCACCUCUCAGUCCAUACCAGGCCUCAGUUCCCUGGACCCCAAGUUCGAGGAGCUGAUCUGCCAGUUUGAGGCAGAGUUCGGGGACAGUUCAUCCUCGGCCCCAGAGCCCUGCCCUUCACAGAUCCAGAGCCAGCCCCAGGACCAAGCCCCCUCAGCCUCAGACCAGCCCGUGGUGACAGAGUCUCAGCCCAAAGUUAACUCAGGACAUGCCAGGCCCCCAUCACCAUCCAGCGCUACCAUCACUCAGUCCUCCAGAGCUGCUCCAUUAGCUCCUACCACAGCCCCACCUGCAGACAAGGAGGAGUCAGGGAGUAUGAGUAAUGUAACCUCCACCACACAGCCCUCCACUAAGAGCCCCAUGGAGGAGCAGCGGGAGGCAACCAAGCUGCCUCUCUCCCUGUCCCAGCUGCCCAAACGGAUGAAGAUUGAGACCAAUGGGAACGUAGCUGUCCUCUCCACCACUGGAUUAUUCUCUGAUGGGGGCGAGGACGACACCCCCACUAAAGAUGGAUUCCCCCUUAACCCCUCCCUAAAAGGCUUCCUUGAGUCUCCACUACGCUACCUGGACACGCCCACUAAGAGCCUGCUAGACAUGCCCGUCAAGGACCUCCAGGCUGAGUUCCCCACCUGCAACUGUGUCGAGCAAGUCCUGGAGAAGGAUGAGGGUCCGUACUACAAUCACCUGGGCUCCGGGCCCACUGUGGCCUCCAUACGAGAGCUGAUGGAGACCAGGUAUGGAGAGAAGGGAGAUGCUAUCCGUAUUGAGAAGGUGGUCUAUACCGGCCGGGAAGGCAAGAGCUCUCAGGGAUGUCCCAUUGCCAAGUGGGUGAUUCGUCGGGGCAGUGAGACAGAGAAGUUGCUGUGUCUGGUGCGUCCCCGGCCAGGUCACCACUGUCCCAACGCUGUCAUCAUCAUCCUUAUCAUGGCGUGGGAGGGCGUGCCACGGGCGCUAGGCGACAAGCUCUACCGAGAGCUCUCCGCCACCAUCACCAAGUUCGGCAACCCCACCAGCCGCCGUUGUGGACUCAACGACGAUCGUACGUGUGCGUGCCAAGGAAAGGACCCUGACAGUUGUGGAGCUUCCUUCUCCUUCGGCUGCUCCUGGAGCAUGUACUUUAACGGCUGCAAGUACGCCCGCAGCAAAACACCCCGCAAGUUCAGACUGGCAGGAGACCACCCCCAAGAGGAGGAUCAACUCAGGGAUAACUUCCAGGAUCUGGCCACUGAGUUGGCUCCCCUGUACAAGCAGCUGGCCCCACAGGCAUACAAUAACCAGUGUCAGAAUGAGGUGACGGCUCCAGACUGCAGGUUGGGUCUGAAGGAGGGCCGGCCCUUCUCUGGUGUCACCGCCUGCAUGGAUUUCUGUGCCCACGCUCACAAGGACCAGCACAACCUCUACAACGGCUGCACUGUGGUGUGCACUCUGACUAAAGAGGACAACCGUACAGUGGGGGAGAUCCCAGAGGACGAGCAGCUCCAUGUACUUCCCCUCUACAAGGCCGCCCUCACAGACGAGUUUGGCAGCGAGGAGGGUCAGCGGCAAAAGAUGCGCACUGGCGCCAUUCAGGUGCUUAGCAACUUCCGCCGUGAGGUCCGCAAGCUGCCUGAGCCCGCCAAGUCCUGCCGCCAGCGCCGCCUGGACGCUAAGAACCGCGCCUCGGAGAAGAAGAAGGCCAAGCAGCAGCUGCCAACGCCCACGGAGACGCCGGAUAAGACGGUGAUCAAGACGGAGGUCCGGCACGCUGGCUCCCCUGUCAGACAGCAUGGCAAUAAAGUGAUCCCUAAGCAGGAGGUGAAGCCCACCAUAAAGAAGGAGGCAGUGGACCAGUGCCAAUACCCCUACCACGUCUACCCCUCCCACCCUGGCUACUACACACGGGGAGGCCCCCCUUCCAAUGGCCAGCCCCCUGCACUUCCACCUCCACCAGGUCCUGUCAAUGGCUACCACCCCAAUCUACCCUCAGCACUGCCUUACGGCUAUUACAACUAUCCCCCCAACCCUAACACACUUUUCCCCCGUGAGCUCACUUACGAGGGCCGUAACAGCUCCUGGCAUCACGCAGGGCACAAUGCUUCCCCCGGCCCUGUGGACAAGAAGCCAGACAUUCAGAGCCUCCAGGCCAAGCUGGCACACUCCUACUCAGGCCCAGGCCUCCCUGAGCAGCAGCAUGGAGACCCAGCCAACCAACACCAAUGCAACGCUUACCCACACCCCCACCAGCCUGACUACAACCAAUCACGUCCCUCCUCAGUCUCCUCAGAGCCCUCCCACAGAGGGACCCCUGUCAUCAAGCAGGAGCCCAUGGAUGUGCCAGUGUGUGAGGGGGGCAAUACCCAGAGCUGUCCCGACACUCCCAUCCCCACCCCACAGCCUGGAGGGCCCUGGUCCGGGCACAAGCCCAACAAGAGUAUGGUACCAGGCAGCUGGGAAGGCAACCCCCAACCACCAUGCCCCCCGGAGGCUCCCUUCACUUCAGACAAGCAGCAGGUCCACCAGCAGGGACCUCACCAGACUUCCCAAUCUCCAUACUCCCAACAGCAGCAUCAGUAUCCCCCACAACAGCCCUCCCCAUACCCCCAGCAAUGGAACUCUUACCCUGGCCCCAACACCCCCAAGGCCUCCCCUGUUCCCUCCCCGUCACCCUCUCCUUCCCCACACCCCGGCACCCCCCGCCACUGGGACAGCCCUGCUCCCAGCCCUCAGCCUAAGGCUUGGCCCAUGGACAUGGUUCCUGCUGGGUACUGCCCUAGCCCUGCCAGAGGCUUCCCCGACAAGAUAUGCUCCAAAGCGGGAGAGAGUCGGGGCUCGACCCCUCUAGGUCUCCAGGAGAAGGCCUGGAAGUCUUUUGGAGGAUCCAUGGCAGGUACACAGUCUCCAACCCCAGAGGCCUGCUGGGACCCUAACCGGGCUGAGACCCCGAGCGACGUCGAGAGCCAGAGAGGUCGCGACCUGGACGAGGAAGAGCAGUGGUCGGACAGCGAGCAUAACUUCCUGGACCCCAGCAUCGGAGGGGUGGCGGUGGCACCCGCCCACGGUUCCAUCCUGAUCGAGUGUGCCCGGCGUGAGCUGCACGCCACCACGCCACUCAAGAGGCCCGACCGCUCUCACCCCACCCGCAUCUCCCUGGUGUUCUACCAGCACAAGAACAUGAACCAGCCCUGCCAUGGCCAGUGGCUCUGGGAGGCCAAGAUGAAGAUGCUGGCGGAGCGGGCUAGAGAGAGGCAGCAGGAGGCAGCACUACUGGGGCUGCCCUACGAGGACAUCAAACCUGGGAAGAAACGCAAGUUGGGGGCCACGACAGGAGGGGCCAGCCCAGGUCCUGGCCAGACCACGGAGGGGCCAGUGAUGGGGAUGGCGACACGGUUGGCCUCCACCCACCACACCACCUCCACGGUCACUGUGUCCCCCUAUGCCUUUACCACCCUCACUGGGCCCUACAGCCACUUUGUGUGAUGAUGAACAGACAGACGGACACACAGGCUGGUGGAGGGAGAGCGGGCUGAGCAGACAACCCCUCCUUUAGUCCUGUGUAUCUCCAUCCUCCUCCUGCUCUGUUUUCUCACUCUGGUGCUCUGGGCUGGAAGGAGGGGGACUACUGGUUUGAAUCCUCGUUUUGUUUUGUUUGUUUUUUACCUCAUGUCAGGCAGCAGUAUGGGCCCGACCCUGGACCAGACAGACACACUGCCUGUGGUGCUCUUUCUCUCUCCUCUGUGGGAGGGACUCCAUUGCUUCUCCUUCUUCAUAGAAUUUUAAUGAUCCUCCUAAUUAUUACUAUUAUUAUCAAUAUUAUUACGAUUGUUAUUGUUACUGUCAAUGUUGUUAUUACAGGUAUUAUUAUUAUUAUUAUGAAGAUGCUGAUUUGAUUUGUUUGUUUAUUGAUGUGGUUGUUUUUUCAUGUUGUUAUUAAUUAUUAUUUUGUUUAUGUUGUGUUUUUUUUACCGAGGGGUCUGUCUUGCUUUUUCCCCAUAUUUCUGUAAAUCUGCCCUUUUCUUUUUUCCCCUUUGGCUUUUGAAAUGUUUGUAACUGUACUUGGAGAAAGGCCGUUCUCAGCACUGCAAGGCUCUUCAAGACUGUCUUUCCAACAAGCAUGACAUACACGUUCUACAUUUGAAUCAUUAGUCUUGACCAAAAGAGGGAAGAGAAACCCACAGAAACUUCUCCGAACCAUCCCACAUAGCCUUUUUCAAACCAACUCCUGUCCCGUCUGCCUUGCUGUGAAGAGAAGGGUUCUUCUCUCUCCAUUUUUACUCUCACCCCACCGAUCCGCCUCACUCUACUGCUGUGGUGCUUCAUUGAUCUUUAUCCCUUUUACAGAGAUCAUAUCAGUCUCUCCAUUCAUCUCUUCUUCAUGGCACUAGAUGCUGAUAAUAAGGCUGCUCUUAUAGCAUAGAUGUAGAGUGAGAACAACAGGCACUAGAUGCUGAUAAUAAGGCUGCUCUUAUAGCAUAGAUGUGGAGUGAGAACAACAGGCACUAGAUGCUGAAUAUAAGGGUGCUCUUAUAGCAUAGAUGUAGAGUGAGAACAACAGGCACUAGAUGCUGAAUAUAAGGGUGCUCUUAUAGCAUAGAUGUAGAGUGAGAACAACAGGCACUAGAUGCUGAUAAUAAGGCUGCUCUUAUAGCAUAGAUGUAGAGAGAACAACAGGCACUAGAUGCUGAAUAUAAGGCUGCUCUUAUAGCAUAGAUGUAGAGUGAGAACAACAGGCACUAGAUGCUGAUAAUAAGGCUGCUCUUAUAGCAUAGAUGUAGAGAGAACAACAGGCACUAGAUGCUGAAUAUAAGGCUGCUCUUAUAGCAUAUAUAUAGAGUGAGAACAACAGGCACUAGAUGCUGAAUAUAAGGCUGCUCUUAUAGCAUAUAUAUAGAGUGAGAACAACAGGCACUAGAUGCUGAUAAUAAGGCUGCUCUUUAUAGCAUCGAUUGUAGAGUGAGAACAACAGGCACUAGAUGCUGAUAAUAAGGCUGCUCUUAUAGCAUAGAUGUAGAGUGAGAACAACAGGCACUAGAUGCUGAUAAUAAGGCUGCUCUUAUAGCAUAUAUAUAGAGUGAGAACAACAGGCACUAGAUGCUGAUAAUAAGGCUGCUCUUAUAGCAUAGAUGUAGAGUGAGAACAACAGGCACUAGAUGCUGAUAAUAAGGCUGCUCUUAUAGCAUAGAUGUAGAGUGAGAACAACAGGCACUAGAUGCUGAUAAUAAGGCUGCUCUUAUAGCAUAGAUGUAGAGUGAGAACAACCAGCACUAGAUGCUGAAUAUAAGGGUGCUCUUAUAGCAUAGAUGUAGAGUGAGAACAACAGGCACUAGAUUCCUUCAGGUGUUGGUUGAGAGAUCUAUCCCUCCAGUUCUAUGACUCCUGUGGGGAUUAGUGAGAGCUUUCUAUUUGAAGCACAAGAGGGCAGCAGUGACCCCUGUAAAAUGGUGCGCUGAUACACACAGACACCAACUCUCACUUACACACACACACACACACACACACAAAGCUCCUGUCAUCCAGCCAGCACAGCUCCUGUCAUACAGCCUUACUGCUUUAAACGAUCGAAGCAUGGCCGCCAAAGUCUGGUCCUUCCAAUGACCACAGGCAGCACGGGCCACGCAAGCCCUUUAUCCUGAAACCGGAGACAUUGAUGGGAAUAGUGUGUGGACAGAAAUGCACUCCUAAACACACUGGUGCUUUCCCUACACAUGUUGACACACAAAGGGCUCAGUCAGUGAGUCCUGCUUUUGCCUGGUGCUGUUAUUCGUUUUGAAGCAGAGCAAGUCAGUGUCUCUCUAUGCACACACUGUCACGACAGAGCCAGUAAAUCCUUAUUCACCAAUCAUGGCUGCCUCUGCAUUGCUUGCGUGUCAGAGCCAGAGCCUGCUUGGGGCUCACUUUUGAGAUGAGAAAUCUUGGUGCUUAUGAAGUUUUCGAGAUAGAGCUCUCUGUACCUCAACGUUGCCGAGAGACUGGUCACGGUUGCAAAACGCUACAAACACACACACAGGCACCAGGUCAGAGGAACAUGAUGAAUAUUAGUCCAGAUUCCCCAUGUGCUCUACAAACUCAUUUUAAUCCACUUUUUUAUUAUUUAUUACAUGAUGAUGAUGAUUGUUGUUAUUGUUUUUUUGUUUUGUUAUAGCUAAUAGAAAUUGUACAUACAGAAGAAAAUAUUUUAUAAAAGCACUUUUAAUCUUGAUUUCAUUGAGAGAAAAAGAGAACAGAUUAUUGACAACUUGAAGCUUACUUUUUUAAACUUUUUUUUUUAUUUUUUUCAAGAGAGAAAAAAAAAAUGUACAUAUUUAAAAUAUUUAGGUAAGAUUAUUUAACUGUUGAGGGAUAAUGACUAAAUCAUAAAUGAUUCCAGGCUUUUUAGUCCAGUCAGUUUGCCAGACAGCCUUUAGUAACAGAAAACAACUCAGUGAUUUCCAAUGUGUUGUUAUGUCUGUAGAUGUAUACUCAAUACUGCUGUCCUGAUUUCAUAAGUACUGUACUACACGAUACCUCUGACAGCAACCAACCAGCCACCCUUCUUUCAUGAGAAAAGAUUGACGUAAUCAGUAAUCUGGCCAUUUAUAAGCCAGAGUAUGAUAUCUAGCCAUUCCACACUGAGAACCAAUGAGAAACAAAGUAUUUCUUGUUUUUUAACACAAGAAUCAAACAGUUGCCGAAUCAAAGUUGUCAGAAGUGCUUGUAUGAGAGAACUCUAGUGACAGAGGUGAGGUGUAGCCCCAGCAAUCUGUCUUGUCCAUUGUGUUAGACUGAGGUGAGAGGUUGUCACCACCGUAACUUGUUUUUAAUGUGGUAUUAUCAAUGAUAGUGAUUUUAACAGUAGUAAAAGAUGUAACAGUAAUGGAGAACCAUGACAACUUAACACUUGUAGUACCAGACUGAAGGUACAGUGUAUUAAUGGAAGACACCAGAUAAUAACUGGUAGUUUAGUUUGUAAUAUCUUUUGUUGGUUGUUGUAGAUUGUCACAGACAUGACCAACAGGACUUUGACUAAUUUAGGGACCUGGGGAAUAUGGCUAUUCUAUUCCCACCGUAAGAACAAACUCCCCCUUUAAUAACGUCAAUGCAUGAUCGACACAUAGUUAUAAUGAUUCAGUCAUAUUUAUGAUCUAUGUAAUAAUGGGUGCUGAUCAUAUAUACUGCAUAUUAAUAUUUCAUUUGUACAACAUUUUUUGGGAGGCUAAUGCUAUGGUGCUACUCCCGAACUUCACUGUGGAAUAAAAUGGGGGGGGAGAGACAUGAUUUAUAUCACUGAUAUUUUUCUGAGCUCUUAGAAUGAUAAGAUAAACUAUUUCUUUGAAUAUUGCAGUUUCAAUAAUGGAACUACUCCGGUGCUGAUUUAAUGGGAAUUUCCCAUUCAUGUUCAAGGUAAUAAAAAAAUAAGAAAACUUUUGAAUUGAACUACUCACACAGUUCAUACACAACUUUUGUUAAUCCUAUGUCCACAUAAGCUACUUGAAAAGGGACUCUAUUCUCGCUUUAACUGGUAUGGGGAUUGAAGAAUCAUAUUAUAUUGAAGUGAACAGACUGUUAUCUUAAUUCAAAACUUGGUGCAGUGUAUGUGCUGGAAACUAUUAUACAUGACUCUUUUGGGUAUGUUGUACAUUUUUAUGGUGAUGGGAGAAUGUUAAGAUAUUGGAACAACGAGCAAACUCCCCUAUGUUUCUCACAGGUUGGCAUUUAUUGAGAUUACUCAUGUACUGGAGGCAGCUCUGCAGGGUGUUCAUUAGCUUGCACAGCCACAAAGUCAUAAAAUCUGAUUUUAAACUUAUCCCUAACCUUAACCACACUGCUAACCCUAAUGCAUAAAUAACCCUUACCUAAAUUGAAGACCAAAAAGCAAAUGUUUGUUUUCAAACAUUACUACAAUAUAGCAAAUUUUGACUUUGCAGCUGGCCCAUCUAGCGGAAACAGCUCAAUUCUGCAUCCAGGGCAAGACUUAUUACAAUAAACCCCAACCUGCAUGUUUCUCCCUCAUAGACGUAUAUACUUACAUACUUAUACACUCGCUAACUCCUUACCUAUACACACUUCACAUAUUUUCCAUUUUUAUCUCAUACUUUGUCUUUCUCUCUCUCUCUCUCUCUCUCACACUCCCCCUCACACACACACAAAUAUUAUCAGGAUGUAUACUCUGCUCUCAGUACUGAUCUUCAUUGAUCACCCCAUCUGCCCACUCUUCCAAGCUGGAAUCAAGCUGGGUUUAGGGUGGACUCAAGCUGGACUCAAUCUGGGCUCAGGCUUAUAUCCUGUCCCAAAUAAACAAAACAUCACAUCUGGCAGCUACAUUCCUUUUUGAGUUUAAAGAUUGUUCAUGGUUCUAUUUUUUCAUGUCAAGUAUGCAGUAUGUAAAAAAAAAAAUGAAAAAAAAUAUUUGUUUCUUUGUUUUUGUUCAGUCUCUCUUUGUAGCUGUAUGGUGUACUAUGUGAAUACAUAAUGUAUGUGGUACAACCCACAAUAUUGUUUUAUGUUGCGAGAUAAUAAAAAAAAACUAAAAAUAA
This is a messenger RNA of Oncorhynchus tshawytscha (Chinook salmon), 13025 nucleotides long. RefSeq names its product methylcytosine dioxygenase TET3-like. Gene Ontology annotation, biological process: positive regulation of transcription by RNA polymerase II; oxidative demethylation. The record is from RefSeq and is a predicted model, not a curated record. Lineage: Eukaryota; Metazoa; Chordata; Actinopteri; Salmoniformes; Salmonidae. Gene Ontology annotation, molecular function: DNA 5-methylcytosine dioxygenase activity. The transcript is spliced from 10 exons. Gene Ontology annotation, cellular component: nucleus. The coding region runs from base 2347 to 7992 and encodes 1881 amino acids.